AGCGCGCCAUUCCUUUACCUUUUUCUCAGCGGCUUCAAAGCGUCCGUACUCUCUUAGCAUAUCGACGGAGCAUCACUCAGCUCAGUCCCUCCACCGGCGCCGGCGGCUCCGCUUACUCCAAUGCAAACCCUACCCUUCUCCCACCGCUUGGUCCAGUUCGACUGCCGGCUGUCUCAGCUCCCGGUGGGCGGUGGCGGCGGCAUUUCAUUCCGAGCCUCGAGGUCCGUCGCGUGUCGCGGUGCAUUCAAGUGCGUCUCCCCGUCAAGUCCGUCUUUAGCUGACAAUGCCGUGAAGUUUAAGGAAGCUUCCAAGAACGGAAACUUAAUUCCGCUUCACCGUUGCAUUUUCGCUGACCAACUGACUCCAGUUCUCGCUUAUAGAUGUUUGGUGAACGAAGAUGAUCGGGAGGCUCCAAGUUUUCUUUUUGAGUCAGUUGAGCCUGGUUUUCGGGCCUCUAGUGUUGGACGGUACAGCGUUGUUGGUUCUCAACCAGCACUAGAAAUUGUGGCUAAAGCAAAUAAAGUUACCAUAGUGGAUCAUGAGCAGGGGCGCACGAUCGAGGAGGUCGUUGAUGAUCCAAUGACGAUACCAAGGAGAAUCUCCGAGCAAUGGAAACCCCAACUCAUUGAUGACCUUCCAGAUGCAUUUUGUGGUGGCUGGGUUGGUUAUUUCUCAUAUGAUACUGUUCGCUAUGUGGAGAAGAAAAAGCUACCCUUCUCUUCGGCACCAACUGAUGACAGAAACCUUGCCGACAUCCAUCUUGGCCUGUAUGAUGAUGUGAUUGUAUUUGAUCAUGUGGAGAAGAAAGCACACGUGAUUCACUGGGUUUGGCUUGAUCGGCACUCCUCAAUUGAGGAUGCAUAUGAAGAUGGAGUGAAACGUUUGGAGGUGUUGUUGCGCAAAGUGCAGGACAUUAGCCCGCCAAGGCUGUCUGCUGGCUCAGUGGAACUAUGUACACGGGAUUUUGGUCCUUCUUUGGAGAAGUCAAAUAUGUCAAGUGAAGAAUAUAAAAAAGCUGUAGUGGAGGCAAAAGAACACAUUCUGGCAGGAGAUAUCUUUCAAAUUGUAUUGAGUCAACGUUUUGAACGAAGGACCUUUGCUGAUCCAUUUGAAAUCUAUAGAGCAUUACGAAUCGUUAACCCGAGUCCAUAUAUGACAUACUUACAAGCAAGAGGCUGUAUUUUGGUUGCUUCAAGCCCUGAAAUUCUGACGCGUGUUAAGAAGAACAAGAUCGUCAAUCGCCCUUUAGCUGGAACCUCGAGAAGAGGCAAGACAAUUGAAGAAGAUGAGAUGCUGGAAGUCAAGCUACUAAAAGAUGAAAAGCAAUGUGCAGAACACAUCAUGCUAGUUGAUUUGGGACGCAAUGAUGUCGGAAAGGUUUCAAAACAUGGGUCAGUGAAUGUGGAAAAGCUUAUGAAUGUUGAACGAUACUCUCAUGUGAUGCAUAUAAGCUCGACGGUAACGGGCGAGUUGGAUGAUGGACUCACUUGCUGGGAUGCCCUGCAAGCUGCAUUGCCUGUUGGAACUGUCAGUGGGGCGCCCAAGGUGAAGGCGAUGGAGCUGAUCGACGAGCUGGAGCCCACGAGGCGUGGGCCCUACAGUGGAGGGUUUGGAGCAGUCUCCUUAACAGGAGACAUGGACGUGGCCCUGGCUCUGAGGACCAUUGUGUUCCCAACAGGGAUACGAUUCGACACCAUGUUCUCGUACAGCGAUGCCAGGAAGCGCCGAGAAUGGGUGGCUUACCUCCAGGCCGGUGCAGGAAUUGUCGCCAACAGUGAUCCGGACGAUGAGCACCAGGAGUGCCAGAACAAGGCCGCAGGGCUUGCGCGAGCUAUCGACUUGGCAGAAUCGACCUUCGUGAAUAAGUAGCUCGGAUAUGGCGGUAGAAUUUCACUUCUGCUGGCGAAAGGCGCGGAACCGAGAACAGGUUUCCCUUGUAUGGAGAGGGGAAAACUGUGAUGACACAUUGGCCUUUCUUCGCUUGACGUAGAUGAGGAUAUGCAUGUCACAGGCGCACUGUUCUGUUGAAACUUCGAUGUAACACAAGAGCACUGUUUGUUCUGUUGGAAGCCAUUUUUUCCGCUUUAUA
Messenger RNA from Punica granatum (pomegranate), 2089 nucleotides. Lineage: Eukaryota; Viridiplantae; Streptophyta; Magnoliopsida; Myrtales; Lythraceae. The record is from RefSeq and is a predicted model, not a curated record.